ACCAGACUGAGGAAGUAAAAACAACCCACUUCAAACCCCAUUUCCAACACAACUUUGGCGGCUUUUUUUGCCGUCUUCUUCCCCAUCAUCUCCCUCUUCUCAUUGUGCUCCAAUUUUCUUAAGAUUCCGAUUCAAGUAUCUUAUUUUACACUCUAAGGAUUAGGUACACUUAGCUCAUAUUCAAUUCAGUCUCAGAAAUUAAAAUUAAUUAAUCACAUUCUGCUCCUCUUUCUUAAUUUGUCUUUUUCGUUAAUAAGAUUCCCUCAUUACCUCGUAUAUAUCAUUCAAUUAACCAAAUUCAGAUCUUGAGGUCAGUCUCCCGUUGCUAGUUUUGUUCGUAAUUGCUUCAAUUGUUUCUUUCAUGUAAUUAGUUUGAAUUUUUUCUGGGAAAUAUCAGUUGGUUGUGAUUAAUUAGUAUCUCAAGUUUUCCAUCAUAUCAAAUUGAUUUUUGUAUGUGGGUGGAAGAUUUUGGUAACUGGGUCUUAUCUUUAAGUUUGAAUUAAAGAGAUCACCUGGAAGUAGCGUAAACGAAAAGUGACCCUUUUAAGAUAAAUAGUGAGACAUUCUUAGGGUAAGACGGUCUCAUCAGAGAAUUUCGAUGUAAUAUAAACGAAGGAAAUUACAUAUUUUUAGGGCUUUUGGGAAUAUAUUUUUAGGGCUUUUGGGAAUAUGAUGUUGGUAAUGCAAAAGAGGGGUUGUUCUUGGUUACUUAUAGUUGCAAUUGGGUCAGUGGUGGUGUUGGUAUCUUUAGUUCAACUCUCUUUGUUACCUUGGAGACCUACAUUAGAGUAUUUUAGCAUAAAACAAGUUCAAACAACUUGUAUUCCACUAAAAAGAUCAACCAAAGGAACAGACAUAAAUCAACAGGAUGUUGAAGCCUCCAGACCUGGGUUCGACUUAACCAGUCGAUUUCCUGCUGAUGUGCACAAGGCAGUUGUUUAUCGUAGUGCUCCUUGGAAGGCUAAGAUUGGGCAGUGGCUGUCCGGUUGUGAUUCAGUUGUUAAAGAAAUAAACAUCACUGAGAAUAUCAGCGGAAAGGUCUGUGAGAGUAAUUGCAGUGGCCGAGGGGUAUGUGAUCAUGAACUUGGACAGUGUCGAUGCUUUCACGGAUAUAGUGGCAAACAUUGUUCAGAAACACUGUAUCUGGCUUGCAACUAUCCAGUAACUCCUGAUUUACCCUAUGGUAGAUUUGUUGUCUCGAUUUGCCCUGGUGAGUGCGAUACAACAAGAGCUAUGUGCUUUUGUGGAGAAGGUACAAAGUAUCCGUAUCGUCCUGUGGCUGAGCAAUGUGGCUUUAAGUUCAAUAUCAGUGCUGAACCUCUAUUGACUGACUGGGGCAAACCUGAUUUGGAUGUAUUCACUACAAAUAGUAGCGUGCCAGGCUGGUGCAAUGUAGACCCAGAAGAUGCAUAUACUGGCAAGGCGAAAUUCAAACCGGAAUGCCAUUGUAAAUAUGAUGGACGAAUUGGACAGUUUUGCGAAAUACCUGUUAUUACCACCUGCAUUAAUCAAUGUUCUGGCCAUGGUUAUUGCCGUAGUGGAUUUUGUCAGUGUCAUGAAGGCUGGUAUGGAGCUGAUUGCAGUAUCCCAUCUAUUUUCCUGUCCACAAGUGAGUGGCCUCAGUGGCUACAUCCAGCUCACGUUGAUCUGCCAGGUUAUGCACAUGCUGCUAGAAGCGUUGACGCUCUUGGUGCUGCUACUGUAGUUACAAAGAAAAGGCCCCUGAUAUAUGUUUAUGAAUUACCCCCAGAGUUCAAUAGUCUUCUCCUUGAGGGACGCCAUUUCAAGCUUCACUGUGUAAACAGGCUCUAUGAUGAUAAAAAUGCUACUGUCUGGCUAGAACAGCUCUAUGGGGCACAGAUGGCAAUCUAUGAAAGUCUUUUAGCUAGUCCGUAUAGAACAUUAAACGGUGAAGAAGCAAAUUUCUUCUUUGUUCCUGUUCUUGAUUCAUGCAUAAUUACUCGUGCUGAUGACGCUCCUCACCUGAACAUGCGGGAGCAUGCGGGCUUGAGGAGUUCCUUUACUUUGGAGUUCUAUAAAAAGGCAUAUCAUCACAUUGUAAAGCAGUAUCCUUAUUGGGAACGUGCAUCUGGAAAAGAUCAUAUAUGGUUUUUCUCAUGGGAUGAAGGUGCUUGCUAUGCCCCGAAGGAGAUUUGGAAUAGUAUGAUGUUGGUCCAUUGGGGCAACACAAAUUCAAAGCAUAAUUAUUCAACCACUGCCUAUUGGGCAGAUGAUUGGGAUGUUAUUUCCCCUACUAGAAGAGGCAGCCACCCCUGCUUUGACCCUAGCAAAGAUCUUGUUCUUCCCGCUUGGAAACGACCUGAUGGGAACUCCUAUAGGGCCAAACUAUGGGCAAGGCCUCGUGACCAGAGGUUGACACUUUUUUACUUCAAUGGGAAUCUAGGGCCAGCUUAUGAGAAUGGCAGGCCAGAAGCUUCAUAUAGCAUGGGUAUCAGACAAAGACUAGCUGAAGAAUUUGGUUCAAGUCCUGACAAACAUGGGAAGUUGGGUAACCAGCACCAGAAUGAUGUACUUGUGACGCCAUUUCGCUCUCAAAGAUAUCAUGAAGAAUUAGCUAGUUCUGUUUUCUGCGGGGUUCUCCCCGGUGAUGGUUGGAGUGGUAGAAUGGAAGAUAGCAUUCUCCAAGGAUGCAUUCCUGUGAUAAUUCAGGAUGGCAUCUUUCUUCCAUAUGAGAACUUCCUCAACUAUGAAAGUUUCGCUGUUCGGAUUAGUGAGGAUGAAAUUCCAAACUUGAUAAAAAUUCUAAGGGGGUAUAAUGAGACAGAGGUAGAUUAUAAGUUGGCUAAUGUCCAAAGAAUCUGGCAGAGGUUUUUGUAUCGUGAUUCUGUCUUGCGUGAGGCUGAGAGGCAGAAGUCUGCUUUCGGUCAUGUCCAUGAUUGGGCUGAAGAGAUGUUGCAAUUAACUGAAGAUGAUGCAUCUGCAACUCUUAUACAGAUUUUGCAUUACAAGUUGCACAAUGACCCAUGGAGAAAACGAUCUCUUCGUUUAAGGAGAGAUUCUGGUCUGCCACAAGAAUGCUUGAUAAAGUGCUAGUCGAUUUCGCUACUCAAAACUGCUGAACACUAUACCAUGCUGAAUAAGAAAUAGCUGAAAGAUCAACAGUGAAAAGAUAUGAACAACUGCAAGUUAUUUGUUGGCUUGAAGUCUCUGAUCCUGCAACUUCCAUGCGGCGUGAAAUUGCUGUCGUUUCAUCAGGAGCACACAAAACAAAAGAAACAAAAACAAGGAAUGGGGGAAGGGGGGCUGGGGUAGUUAUUCUCUUGUGUACUGUAUGUAUUGUAGCUAGAGCUGUAACAUGUAGGAAGCACAUUUAUACUAUUAGGUUUUUUGAUAGAAUCAUUUGUACAAUAUUUUGUAGCCAAGUUUUUUUUUUCUUUUUUCUUUUGACGAGUUGUAGCUAAGUUGAUGAUUUUACUACUCACAAGUCACAAGUUUAUAGUCUCACAAUGUAUUAAAGAUAGGAGUAAUCUUUCUUGACUCUAGUGACAAUAAAUCAUUUGGAAAAAAAUAUUUAUUUGAUA
Molecule: messenger RNA, 3542 nt
Organism: Beta vulgaris subsp. vulgaris (sugar beet)
Lineage: Eukaryota; Viridiplantae; Streptophyta; Magnoliopsida; Caryophyllales; Amaranthaceae
Exons: 14
Coding region: 670-3054 (794 amino acids)
Molecular function (GO): glycosyltransferase activity
Source: RefSeq, a predicted model, not a curated record